AUGUAUCGAGUUUGUUCACGAUUUUUGGGGAAAAAUUUCGUUUGGACAAUUUUGGAACAAGCACGUUUUGACUUGCUUACUCGUAAUGAGACGUAUUUAUUGAAACCAAGAAUGUCAUAUAUAGCCAGUGAUGAAUAUGAUAGCUGUUGCUCAGCAGAUUUGACAGAUGAUGAACAGAACAGUUGCGACAGUCAUGGCUUUGCAACAGUGCCAUCCUCGGAUCACUUGCGACGAACAAGACAGCUUUGCAUUGGCUCAGUUAAAAGUUCGAGAAAGCAGUCAAAAAUAAUUUCAGAGCAUUGGAAAUAUUCCGCAAGCAUAGUCUCGCAAAGUUCUUCCAAUGCAGAAUUUACUUCAAGUGAAAAGUCUGCUUCGUUGCAUCUGCUCUGGGAUGAUCCACAAUGGGAUGAGGCAACCGAUUUUUGUUUUUAUGGUGCAGCAGAUCAUGAUCAGUAUUCAGCAUCGUCUGAUGUUUCGAAUAUGACCGAGUUUCAAGCUGCUAAAGGAUUGUUUGAAGAACCGGAUAACCGCUGCAAGGUGAAUGAAGAAGACCAAAAGAGUUCUGAAAAUGUAAUUGAUUUUUUACAGUUAGAUUUUAGAUGUACUUUAUCAAACACUUCACUUCUUGUCUUUGUAAACUUUCAGUCAAAUCGAGAAGAAAAGCAUACUGAUUUCGACACUAACGAUUUCAUCCAAAAAAAUUGUAUGGUCGAUUCUAAGCAUCUUUACCAGAUUACUGCUGGAUUUAUAACUCGAACCAACAGUAUAUCAGUAUCCAGCGAACGUAGUUCCCAAUCAUUUCCAUCUCUGCGAAGACGACUUAUUGCUAAUACACUGUCGGAUGGGUUGCUUGAAUUGGUGCAGCCAUUCACUACAACAUCGGUAGUUUCAUCAAGUCAUAUGAUAACGUCAAUGACUGACAGUGGGAUUAGCAGGGGGACUAUUUCAACGUCCAAUUUGCAGUCAUCAAUUAGAUCAAAUGGUGCGAAAGGUACUUUUGGAGCAGAGAUAUUAUCAAGCGAAGAUGAAGCUGUCGGUACGAUGAUGCCUUGCAUAUUAACAACAAAUAGAAAUUCUGUUAUUGGGCGGAAUAAUUUAAAUCUAAUCAGUGAGGAUCGUUACUCGACAACUGCAUCCACUCUAAGUAUGGAAUGGUUCGAGGAUGAUUUUUGUCCGUUUGUUACAAACCAGAAUUUAAGAGGAUCAUUGAAUGCAGAUAUGGAUGAUCCAUUAGCUGCAUGUUUCAGUGGUUCCGGCUCUGAUCAGAUGCGUCCAAACAAUGCAGGAAGUAGACGAAAACAUUUAUACAAUGUUACACGAGAUCUGAUGGCUUGGGCGAAAGAUCAGUUUGUCACUAAAUCUCCUCAGUUGAAGGCUCUUCAAUUGUUAUAUACAUCUGAUCAACGUUGGCGAAGGAUCGGAUUAAAACGAAGUUCUAAUUGUUCCGAACAGUUUCUCAGUUCUCUGCUGCAUUUAAUGUUCAUUCAUGGAAUACCAUUUUUCGGCUGCUCCGAUUUUUCGAUCAUUGCAAAGGUUUCACUAGAUUUUAUUAGCUUGCAUUGA
Molecule: messenger RNA, 1563 nt
Organism: Brugia pahangi
Lineage: Eukaryota; Metazoa; Nematoda; Chromadorea; Rhabditida; Onchocercidae
Source: the annotation of a GenBank genome assembly